AUGAGAACGGUAUUUUUCGGCACGCCAAACUAUGCCAUUGCUUCGAUUCGCGCCCUUCUCGACGCGGAUUUCGAGGUGCCGUUGAUCUGCACGCGACCAGCGAAACGCGCCGGUCGCGGCAGAAUCGCGCACGCCCACUCCCGUCGCAAAUUCGCCGAAGAAGUCGGUAUUCCAGCAAUCACUCCGAAUCGGUUGGACGCCGCGGCAAUGGCAGCGGUCGAGUCGGCGAACGCGGAUGUUGUCGUCGUUGUAGCGUACGGACGGUUCAUCCCUUCUGAGAUUCUUUCGGCUACACAACUCGGCGCGGUCAACAUCCACCCAUCACUUUUGCCGCGGCAUCGGGGGCCGAGUCCUGUCGCCACCGCAAUCCUUGACGGAGAUACGUUCACGGGAGUUUCGCUAAUGUUGCUGGAUGAAGGGAUGGACACGGGCCCGAUCCUUUCGCAAUCUGCGCCAGUCGAGAUUACGCAGGAAACUCGUGUCGAUGGAUUGACGGAUCAUCUCUUUGAGGUCGGGGCUGGCAUGCUUCCCAAUGUGCUUGAUGAUCUGGCCUCUGGUGUUUUGUUACCUCAACCGCAGGAUGACGCGGGCGCGACAGUGACGCGGUUAAUCCGUAAGGAGGAUGGGGUCGUCGAUUGGGAUGCACCAGCGGAACGAAUUGUAAGGAUGAAUCGAGCUUUCCAUCCUUGGCCGGGGACUAGCACGGUGUGGGAUGGGGAGUUGUUGAAGCUGAUCGACGUUGAGUUUGUGAGCGGCGAGCGUAUCCCGUCGGGCUUCGAUCCGGGAGUCGUGUUCGAGCGCGACGGUCAAGGCGUUUAUGUAAGUACGGGCGAUGGUUCCGCGGUUCGUUUAGUCGAGGUGCAAGCGGCCGGGACGAGGGUUAUGUCGGCGGGUGAGUUUGUUGUCGGGCGGCCUGAUUUUAUUGGUGCUCGGCUGGGCGCGAGUAGGAUGUCGGAAAAGUAG
Molecule: messenger RNA, 963 nt
Organism: Geodia barretti
Lineage: Eukaryota; Metazoa; Porifera; Demospongiae; Tetractinellida; Geodiidae
Source: the annotation of a GenBank genome assembly